AGUACUGAUCCAUAUCUCCACCAAAUCCAAUUCAUUCACCAUUCAUUCAUCUUCUUCUUCAAGGAUCAGAUCGAUCGAUCGAUCUUCAAAUCAAUAAAAAUGGAAGAUCUCUUCUCUCACUUCACCUUCCUCUCAGAUCAAGCACUCCAUGACAAGACCUUCGAUCCAGCCACAAUCGAAGAUCUAAUGAAGUUAUUCGAGAUAGAAUCCUACAAAGCAUGGGCCGCACUUGAGCUCGAACAAGAGCAAGAAGCCGAAGAUGCAGAAGAAUCGUUGAGAGAAGCAGAAGAAUCGCUCGAUUCCGCCAUGGAAAGUGCAAUGGAAGAGUUCCGUAAGUUUGAAGAAGAGAUGGAUAUAGAAGCUCGAUCUCAACUUAGAAGCCUUGAAUUGAUGGCCGAUUCGGUUAGGAAAUUGGGCAAUUCGAUGGAGAGAGCAGCUACGAUUACUUCGAAGAAGUAUAUGGAAACCGCUAUGAAUUCUGCAUCUGCAUCUAUGAAAAAUGCUUGGAAAGGUAUCUCUUCUUAUUCGAAUAAGAUCCAUCCGUCUUAGAGAAGAUGAUUAUGAAUCUGAAUCUGAAUUUGAGAUCCGUUUCUAUCCUUGUUUUAGGUUUUUCUGGAUCAAAUUCAUCUAUCUAUCUAUCAAAUAUGUUAUUCGAAUAUAUAUGUUGUUCAUCAUUCGGUUUCUUGACAGAUCCAUGAGCUAAUUAAUCAAUGAAUUAAGUUCAUGUUGGUGUUAUAUAAUGUUUGUAAUUAGAGAAUAAAGUAUUUCCACUUUGAUUUUCAUUACAUUUAGAUCAAACUUGCUAAAUCAUUGCAGUUCUUCAACAAGUCUUAUGUGUAUAUAUAAGAUUGAUUGUUAACUUAGAA
Messenger RNA from Impatiens glandulifera, 866 nucleotides. RefSeq lists its product as uncharacterized. The transcript has a single exon. The record is from RefSeq and is a predicted model, not a curated record. Bases 100 to 549 code for a protein of 149 amino acids. NCBI's taxonomy places the organism in Eukaryota, Viridiplantae, Streptophyta, Magnoliopsida, Ericales, Balsaminaceae.